Molecule: messenger RNA, 5038 nt
Organism: Symphalangus syndactylus (siamang)
Lineage: Eukaryota; Metazoa; Chordata; Mammalia; Primates; Hylobatidae
Product: leucine-rich repeat-containing protein 37A3-like
Molecular function (GO): protein binding
Source: RefSeq, a predicted model, not a curated record
ACGGGGACACACCUCUGCCUCCAGAGUCAUCAGAAGAGGCUGGACAUUUAGCAGUCCAACAGGAGACUUCAGUUCAAUCUCCAGAACCUAUUAAUAGAGAUUAAUUAAUGAGAACCCCUCUCCGACCCAGCAGGAGGCUGCAGCUAAGCAUCCACAGACCGCUGAGGAGGGUGAGUCUUCUCUAACGCAGCAGGAGGCCCCAGCUCAGACUCCAGAGCUCCCUAAGGAAGUUGUAGCUCAACCUCCACAGCAUCAUGAGGUAGCAGUUUCCCCUCUAAGUCGUGAUCAAUUUCAGCCUCCAAUACUGCACAAUGUCACUAUGAAACCUGUGGAUCACGUGGUUACCAUGACUCCAGAUUUCCCUAAUCAGGUUGAAAUGUUAACCCAACAAGGGGCCCCAGCUCAGCCCUUAAUGUCCCCUGAGCAGUUUCAACAUUUGAAAGACCAGGAAGAGAUUAUAAUUCAGCAGCUAAGUAGACCUGAAAAUCAUGAACUUCCUCCAGUCCAUAAAGAGCCCACAACUCAGCCUCCAACUCAGCUCUCCUCAGACUUUGGAAGUUCACUGAAUGAUGAAGCAAUAGGUUCACCUCUAGAUGUGUCAUAUCUACAUCUAGAUAGGGAGCUUACCAAACCUACAGCAGUCACUAUGGAGGUAGAACCUUCUCCAGUCCAGCAGGACAACCCUCCUAUUCCCACUGAACAGGCUGACUUUUCUCCAGCCCAGCCUGAUCUCCCUUCCCCGCCUCUGCAUUCUCCUGAAAAGAUUGAAUCUCCAGUCCACCAAGAGGCCACAGCUCAGACUCCAGAUCCCCCUAAGGAGGCAGAACCUUCUCCAGUCCAGCAAGGUUCCCAGCGGAGCCACCAGAGCCCCCUAAGGAAGUUGAACCAUCUGCAACCCAGCAGGAAGCCUCGGGUCAUCCUUGGAAGUCCACUGAAUAGGUCAGUCCUCCACCACAGUGGGAGAUACCAGCUCAGCCAUCAGAGCCACCUGAGAAGUUCGAACCAUCUCCAGUCCUACAGCAGGCCCCAACUCGGCUUUUAAAGCCACCUAAAGAGGUAGAAUCCUCUCCAGUCCAGCAGGCGGUCCCUGCUCAGUCUUCAGACCCCACUAUGGUUAUAGAACCCUCUCUGACCCAGCAGAUGGCCCCAUCUUUGCCUCCAGAGUUCCCUCAGGAGGUAGAACCAUCUGUAACUCAGCAGGAGGUUCCAGCUGAGAUUCCAGAGCUCUCUAUGGAGGCAGAACCUUCUGUGACCCAGCAGGAGGCCACAGUUCAGGCUCCAGAGUCCCCUAAGGAGGUAGAACCUUCAAGGCAGCAAAUGGUCCCAGUUCAGCUUCCAGAGCCACCUAAGGAAGUAGCAGCUCAGCCUCCAGCUCAUUAUGAGGUCACAGUCCCAACACCAGGCCAGGAUCCAGCUCAGCACUCAACAUUGCCCAGUGUCACUGUUCAACCUUUGGACCUGGGACUUACCGUCACUCCAGAACCCACUAUGGAGGUUGAACAUUCUACACCCCUGAAGAGGACUAUAGUUCCUCCAAAUCAUCUUAAGGUGACACUUCCACAUCCAGACCAGGUUCAGACUCAGCAUUCACACCUGACUGAAGCCACAGUUCAACCUUUGGAUCUAGGGAUUACAAUCACUCCAGAAUCCACAACAGAGGUUGAACCUUCUACAGCCCUGAUGACUACAGCUCCUCCUCCAGAACACCCUGAGGUGACACUUCCACCUUCAGACAAGGGUCAGGCUCAGCAUUCACACCUGACUGAAGCCACAGUUCAACCUCUGGACCUGGAGCUUAGCGUAACUACAGAGCCUACUGCAGAGGUUAAACCGUCUCCAACCACGGAGGAAACCUCAGCUCAGCCUCCAGACCCGGGGCUUGCCAUAACUCCAGAAGCCACUCCAGAGAUUGCACAUUCCACAGUCCUGGAGAAGACUACAGCUCCUCAUCCAGACCAGGUUCAGACUCUGCAUCGAAGCCUGACCGAGGUCACAGGUCCACCUACAGAGUUAGAAUCUUCGCAGGAUUCAUUGGUGCAGUCUGAAACCGCACUAGAGGAACAGAAGGCCUCCACAAGCACCAACAUAUGUGAGCUCUGUACCUGCGGAGAUGAGACUCUACCAUGUGUUGAUCUCAGCCCAAAGCAGAGGCCCCACCAAGUGCCUGUGCCAGAGCCCAACACCUACAAUGGCACCUUCACCAUCUUAAAUUUCCAAGGAAGCUAUAUUUCAUACAUUGAUGGAAAUGUAUGGAAAGCAUACAGUUGGACCGAGAAACUAAUUCUCAGUGAAAAUUAUUUGACUGAAUUACAUAAGGAUACAUUUGAAGGCCUGCUAUCCCUCCAGUAUUUAGAUUUAUCCUGCAAUAAAAUACAGUCUAUUGAAAGACAUACAUUUGAAUCACUACCAUUUUUGCAGUUUAUAAAUCUGGGCUGCAAUUUAGUUAUGGAACUGAGCCUUGGAACAUUUCAGGCCUGGCACGGAAUGCAGUUUUUACACAACUUAAUUCUCAAUCGCAAUUCUCUGACUGCUGUCGAAGAUCCAUAUCUCUUUGAACUGCCGGCAUUAAAAUAUCUAGACAUGGGAACAACGCACAUCACACUUACAACACUUAAGAACAUUCUCACGGUGACUGUUGAACUGCAAAAACUGAUCUUACCUAGCUAUAUGGCCUGCUGCCUCUGCCAAUUUAAAAAUAGCAUUGAGGCUGUCUGCAAGACACUCAAGCUGCAGUGCAACACUGAAUGUCUGAUUAACACCGUACAUUGUCGUGAGUCCAAAUUGCCUGCUGAAGAAGCAUCUGUAGGGAAUCCAGAAGGAGCGUUCAUGAAGGUGUUACAAGCCCGGAAGCAGCACACAAGCACUGAGCUGACUAUUGAGGUGGAGGCGCCCUCAGACAGCAGCGGCAUCAAGUUGUCAGGCUUUGGGAGUGAGCGGCAAGAUACCAAUGACGAGAGUGAUGUUAUCAGCGCACUAAGACACAUCUUCCCUUAUUUCUCAGAAGGAAAUCUAGAUGCAGAAUCAAUAUUGUUACCAUUCGCUAAACUGCUUUUUUCAAAUGUACAAGGUGGAGAUAGGUUCCGGAGUAUUUUGAAAAACAAUAGAAAGAGCCCCUCACAGUCAAACCUUCUAGGUAACAAAUUUAAACAUCAAAUAUUUCCAAAUAAACUAGAAACUGUUGAACCACAGGAAAACAGCCUGGUAAAGAUUCACGGUGUAGGCAAAAACCUGCAGAGAGUGAACAGAGUCCUCACAGGCCCAAGGGGCAUCCAGAAAAGACACUUCAAAGAGGUGGGAAAGCACAGCACUAGGAAAGAACAGGAUGCCCAGGCACUUGUGGACAAUGCUGCCAAAGAAAAAAGGCUUGAGAGGCCAGCCCCAAGGGAGCUGGAACAGCCUCACGUAGUGCAGGGGCCUGAGAAGGUAGCGGGAAACACCGUCUACACUAAGCCUUCGUUCACCCAAGAGCAUAAGGCAGCAGUCUUCUCUAUGCUGAAACCCUUCUCCAUGGUCAUGCCUUCUGCCUCUAGCCCCGCAAGAGCCCUACCUCAGGUCAGAGACAGACCGAAAGACUUAGCCUACACCACUUUAAUGUUAGAAAUGGCAAUGUCUAGGGUUAAAAAUAUGGAGGCUGCUAAACCAAUCGCACAUUCCAAUAGACUGAUGCUCGCAAAGAGGCUGCCGUUGUCUGCAGAGAAGAGCCUCAUAAAUUCACAAGGGGUUUUUUCAUCCUUAGGAGACCUGAGUCAUCAAGAAAACCCUCUUCUGGGAGUAUUUGCUCCUUCAGAACGUUUUAUAGAAAACACUCAUGUAGAAGACACAGCUGCAAGAGAUGCCUCUGAAGAAAACGUUUUUAUGGAAAACACUGUUAUGCCAGAAGGCACCAUCUCUGAAAACACAAACUACAAUCAUCCUCCUGCGGCAGCUUCCGCUGGGACUGCGUUCAACUUAGAGCCAACUGUUACAGAAACUGACACAAAAUGGGAACACAACAACGUGGGCACUGACCUGUCCCCCGAGCUCAAAAGCUUCAGUGACCCAUUGCUCUCCUCCCCAGGUGAUCAGUUUGAAAUUCAGCUAACCCAGACGCUACGGUCCCUCACCCCAACGAGGAUGUGAGAAGGUUCAUGUCUCAUGUUAUCUAGACACUGAAAUUAGAAUGUUCAGAAACGUAUGUGCAAAUGACCUGUGCCAAGCUCAUGUCGUGAACAGGCCUCCAGAUGAAGCUUCUCAGCAAGCAGCAGGAAGCAAAGGCAUCCAAGGCAGAAUGGGAUAUCUAUCUAUCUAUCAUCUAUCUAUCUAUCUAUCUAUCUAUCUAUCUAUCUAUCAUCUAUCUAUAUCUAUCUAUCUAUCUAUCUAUCUAUCUAUCUAUCUAUCAUCUAUCUAUCUAUCUAUCUAUCUAUCUAUCUAUCUAUCUAUAUAUCUUCACUAGGUGUGAUGGCACAUGCCUGUAGUCCCCGCUACUAGGGAGGCUGAGGUGGGGGUAUCACUUGAACCCAGGAGGUAGAGGUUGCAGUGAGCCAAGAUGACACCACUGCACUCCGGCCUGGGUGACAGAGCAAGACCCUGCCUAAAAAAAGUAUAUACAUAUAUUUUAUAUAUAUAUAUAUAUAUAUGUGUGUGUGUGUGUAUAUGUAUAUAUAUAAUGUGUGCGUGUGUAUAUAUAUAUGUGUGUGUGUGUAUAUAUAUAUAUAUAUUUCUGCAGGGCCCUAUUGUGAGUUUGUUACACAACUUACUGCAACUUAAAUUGUGCCACCACCACCCCCCACAACAUGGCAAGCUAAAUAGAAACUCAGUUAUGCUAAGGCUGGUUGAGGGCAUUAUGCAAGAUUAGCAUGGAAAGGGCCCUUCAUUUAGCGCUCUGCUCCAUUCAUUUUUGUCAGGUCACUUUCUUAUCUUCACCAGGUUGUCAGAUCUAUUUUACUGCUCUAGCCUCACUUUCCUCAGCCUCCUGCAGCAUCUUCCCUGUGAGCUAGAUCCCUUCCUCUCUGGAUGAAGUCCUCUUCAUCGAACAACUUUCUCACUUAGUUCUCUAAGA